This is a messenger RNA of Anthonomus grandis grandis, 523 nucleotides long. RefSeq lists its product as uncharacterized. Lineage: Eukaryota; Metazoa; Arthropoda; Insecta; Coleoptera; Curculionidae. The record is from RefSeq and is a predicted model, not a curated record. The transcript is spliced from 3 exons. Bases 48 to 470 code for a protein of 140 amino acids.
GCUGCAUCUAAUCUGAUAACUAUAAUUGAUAAGCUUUGUGUUCAUAUAUGUAUAAAAGUCAAUUUACAGGAUACCUAAUUAACUGUUUCAUCAUAAUGAAGUCUGUUUUAUUUGUUAGUUUGGUGCUUUUGUUGGCUAUAGGGUUCUCAGCAGCAGUUUCCUCCUGCUACAGCUGCUUAGGAAAUUCGACUGCUUGCCCCUUUAGUCCUACAGAAGCACAAAUAACUGCUAUGAAGAAGAUGAGUUGCAGCAGCUAUACUACCAGUACCAUUUGCUCUAAAUAUGCAAUUCUGUUUCCUAAUGGUGAAUACUACACAUUCAGAGGAUGUUCUCCAAAGAACGUUGGCGGAACCAAUCAGGGCGAAGACUUUUGCUCUUUUGUGCAGACUCUGUAUGAACCGUUGAUCCAAAAUGGAGUUAUUUCUUCUUCCAGCUGCUCCGCUUGCUAUACAAUCGAUUGUAAUACGUAGAAAUUCCAAUUAAUUCCUUAAUUAUAAUUAAAUUACAUACGAUUUUAUUGAUA